UGCGGCAGGCUGAUGAUGGGGGAGAGCGGGCUCGGUGUUUGGCGAAGCGCGAGCGCGAGGUGAGGGCGAGGGUGAGGGAUGGGGUUGGCUUGGCCUGGUCUGGUUUGCUUGGUUUGCGGGGGCGAGAUGGGCGGUGUUGAUAGGCGUUUGGUGCGUCGUGUGGUAGGACGGAAGCGUUGCGUUGCGCGGCGUUGCUGAAGUUGAUGAUGAUGCUGCUGCUACUGUCGAAGGGUAGGAGUGUAUGUACUCACCUAUGCAUCUCUGUACCUACCAAUUCGCAUUUCGACGAGGGUAGUAGACUCUAUCUCUCCUGCCUCAACCUCACCCUCAACCUACCUACUUCCCUCGCGCCUCUCCAUCACCACCCAAUCCUCCCACAACAACCACCGAUCACCAAACCAACCCAAAGCAGCACCUACCCAAUCCGUCCUCUUCCCGCGCAACAGCACGCACAAUCCCCCACCUGCCCUCACCAUCCAACCACGCACCAACCGCACAAACCACAAAACGCAACCAAGCAAGCAGCAACGGCAAACCAACCCUCACGGCUCCACACCCGCAACUCCACCCCCAGCUCCAGCCCCAGCACCAGCUCCCACGCGCCCGGAUGUGCCCGCCCAUCCACGUACCCACGCCGACGCCGCGCGGCGCCGCGCCACUCUUCCUCCUUCAUGCAGCGCCCGCAAGGCCCGACCCGGCUCCCGGCGCCGUCGCUGCGCUAGCUAGCUGACGCGGCGGGCCUGCGAGUGAGUAUCUACGUACGGCGCCAGGAGACCGGAGCGGCGGGUGCGGUGCAGCAGCGGCGCGGUGCUAAGGACGGGGGGCGUAUGCUAUAGACAGGCAGGCACGCAAGCGGGCGGGAAGCGUACAAUAGGUAGGAUGGGGCCAUGCACGACACAUUUAGGGGUGGGUAGGUCUGCUUACUUAUUUGCUAUUGUAGCUAGUGUUAUCGAGCAUUAAGUGCGCAUGGUACGGACGUAUGGAUG
Molecule: messenger RNA, 986 nt
Organism: Aplosporella prunicola CBS 121167
Lineage: Eukaryota; Fungi; Ascomycota; Dothideomycetes; Botryosphaeriales; Aplosporellaceae
Exons: 1
Coding region: 204-722 (172 amino acids)
Source: RefSeq, a predicted model, not a curated record